GAAUUAGUAAUUAAUAGUGGAGGGAGAGGCAGGUAGUUGCUUGUGGUUGUGGAGGAAGGAGCAACAGCACAGCACUUUACCAGACCUUCAACUUGGAAAUGAAGAAGACGGUGUGCGUUACCGGAGCAUCCGGCUAUAUUGCUUCUUGGAUUGUAAGAUUCCUGCUCCACCGCGGCUACACUGUCAAAGCAUCUGUUCGCGACACCAAGGAUCCGAAGAAGACAGAGCACUUGCUUGCGCUCGACGGAGCCAAGGAGAGGCUUCAGUUGUUCAAAGCGAAUCUGCUCGAAGAAGGAUCAUUUGAUGCUCUUGUUGAUGGCUGUGACGGUGUUUUUCAUACUGCUUCUCCAUUUUUCAUGGGAAGUACCACAGAUCCGCAGGCGGAUUUCAUCGAUCCUGCAUUAAAGGGGACACUGAAUGUUCUUGGAUCAUGUGCUAAAACGCCCUCUGUUAAGAGGGUUGUUUUGACAUCAUCUAUAGCUGCGGUUUUUGCCAAUGGUAAACCUCGAACACCUGAGGUCGUAGUUGAUGAGUCUUGGUGGUCGACUCCGGAGUUUUGCGAACAAGCUCAGCAAUGGUACAUGCUCUCAAAGACACUGGCUGAGAAUGCUGCCUGGAAAUUUGUAAAAGAAAAAGGCAUCGACAUGGUUGCGAUAAAUCCGUCCAUGGUAAUCGGCCCACUGUUGCAGCCAACUCUUAACACGAGCAGUGAUGCAAUCUUAAAGCUGAUAAACGGCGCUGAAACAUAUCCGAAUAUGACUUCCGGGUGGGUCGAUGUAAGAGACGUCGCAAACGCUCACAUUCUAGCAUUUGAGAAUCCUUCGGCAAAUGGAAGAUAUUGCACGGUGGGAACUGUUUUACACUACUCUAAACUCGUCGAUAUUCUGCUUCAACUCUACCCCAAUGCUAAACUUCCCGAAAGGUGCGCAGACGAUAAGCCAUUCACGCCUACGUACCAGGUUUCGAAAGAAAAGGCAAAGAGCCUCGGCGUCGUAUUCACCCCUCUUGAACAGAGCCUUAAGGACACUAUCGACGACUUUAAAGAGAAAGGCUUUCUCAAAUAUCCAUCUGCAUUUUGAUCCUCCGGAGGACUCGAAAGAACUCCGGCAGCUGCUCGACUACUGUGUCUCGCCAAGCAUGACGACGAAUUCCCAAUGUCCCGCAAUGGCGAAACUUCUCCAAUAACCCGGCUUGAGCAUUGUUUAGCUUUUGCGCUACGAUUUUCCUUCAGUCGAUGAAGGAACAUUUUCUUCUCCUUCGCUAGAUGUUUGCCUAAAGAGAUGGGAGCUCGAUCUUUAUCGAGUGUUCUUUCUUUGUGUUCUUCGACGGCAUCCCCGAACUUAUUGUAGUUCUCGUCACUUUUCUUCUUCA
Molecule: messenger RNA, 1371 nt
Organism: Andrographis paniculata
Lineage: Eukaryota; Viridiplantae; Streptophyta; Magnoliopsida; Lamiales; Acanthaceae
Product: phenylacetaldehyde reductase-like
Exons: 7
Coding region: 99-1079 (326 amino acids)
Molecular function (GO): oxidoreductase activity, acting on the CH-OH group of donors, NAD or NADP as acceptor
Source: RefSeq, a predicted model, not a curated record